AGAUACGCUAGCUUCGUUUACCUGCCGUCCAUCUGACAGAGAAUCUAGCCCGGAGUUCCCCAGCACUGAUGGUGAAUAGCCACAGCUGCGGUAACGGGCGGAGGAGAAGAAGCCGCAGAAGGAGAGUCAGCAGUGGCAGAGGAGUGGUAGAUCGGAGUUCGUCUUGUAGAUUUAACAGUAUUACUUGUAUAUUCGGACAUCUAUAAAAACACAUAGAAGGGAAGGGGGAAAAAAUAAAGAAAGAUGGCGGCCGCGGCCUCGCCGGGCUCCGGCUCGUCCACCUCCUCAGACUGGAUUGUACUGAGAGACGGUUGCCUGCGUUGCGACGAGGAGGGCCUGCGAAGCCUUUCCUACCACCCGGCCCUCAACGCUAUCCUGGCUGUUACCAGCCGGGGCAGCAUCAAAGUAAUCGACGGCACUUCUGGGGCAAUUCUUCAGGCUUCUGCCUUACAUGCUAAACCUGGGUGUCGUGUCAGGUGUCAGUACUUCCCUGCAGUGGACAAGGUGCUUUUUGUGGAUGAUUACGUGGUGGGAUGCAGGAAGGACCUAAACGGCAUCCUGCUCCUGGACACAGCCCUCCAACCUCCCGUGGCCAAGCCUGAGGAUAUGGUUCAGCUGGAGCUGCCCGUCACAGAGGCCCAGCAAAUGCUAUCGGCCUGUCAGGAGAAGAUUGAUGUGUCCAACACAGAAGGCUACGACCUGUUCAUCACCCAGCUCAAAGAGGGCCUGAAGAAUACCUCACAUGAGACAGCAGCCAAUCACAAAGUGGCCAAGUGGGCAACGGUAACCUUCCAUCUGCCCCACCAUGUGCUGAAGCUGGUGGCCAGCGCCAUCGUCAAUGAGCUGAAGAAAAUCAAUCAGAACGUGGCUGCCUUGUCUGUGGCCUCGUCCAUCAUGGACAGGCUCUCCUACCUCUUGUCAAGCGCCAGGCCUGAGCUGGGGGUGGGCCCUGGGCGCUCAGUAGAUAGGUCAUUGAUGUACAGCGAGGCCAACAGGAGGGAGACAUUCACAUCGUGGCCUCAUGCUGGCUACAGGUGGGCUCAGCCUGACCCAAUGGCCCAAGCAGGAUUUUACCACCAGCCUGCAUCUACAGGUGAUGACAGAGCCAUGUGUUUCACCUGCAGCGUCUGUCUGGUCUGUUGGGAGCCUACAGAUGAGCCAUGGUCUGAACAUGAGCGACAUUCCCCCAACUGUCCAUUUGUGAAGGGUGAGCACACUCAGAAUGUGCCGCUGUCCGUGACUCUGGCCACCAGCCCGGCCCAAUUUCCCAGCAGCCCCGACAGUUCAGAUAAGAUCGCCUGCUAUGGCUUUGGCAGCUGCCCCCACUUCCUGGCUGCCGCCACCAAGAGGGGAAAGAUCUGCAUCUGGGAUGUCUCCAAGAUGAUGAAGGUUCACUUGAAGUUUGAGAUCAACCCGUACGACCCUGCCAUCCUGAAGCAGCUGAUUCUGUGUGGCGGGGAGCAGAACCAGCAGGCGCUGACUGAGUCCCGGAGACCAACUCUGGCCUGGCUGGAGGAAUCCUCCUCCUGCUCGGAUCUCCCCAAGCUUGAGGGAGACAGCGAUGACCAGUUAGAGGACUCAGACAGCGAUGAGCAUUCCAGAUCAGAGUCAGUAACAGGUCAGCCGUCCCAGCGGGAAAGCAUGGAGGUGAGCCUCGGGGUGACAGCUCUCAGUGUGCUGCAGCAGCCAGAGAAGCUCCAGUGGGAAGUGGUGGCCAGUGUGCUUGAGGACACUGUCAAGGACCUGGAGGAGCUGGGGGCCAACCCUUCAUUGGCCCAAGCCAAGGCCCAUGGCCAGGACAAGGCCAAGGACAAGGUCCCUGACCACCACAACAUUCCCUUUCCCUGUCUGUUGGCUGGAGGCUUGCUCAGCUACCGCUCAGCAGCCAGUUCACCCCUGGCUGGACCCCCACCGACAAGCGCAGCACUGGGACGCAGGACGAUGGAUAGUCCCUGUAGGACUCAGGGCCCUGAGCCCUUCCAUACCGGGCCCCUACAGGACCAGGGACCCAUGGAGAUAGAGACCUGCAACCCAACAACAGCAGCCCAGGAGCUGGGCUUCUCCAACUUAGUAGGGCCCCUACCUCCGAGCCCUUCCUCCAUGCUGGCUGUGCGCAGGACUAUCCCCGUGCUGCUGCUGUACAGCAUCAAGGAGGUGGAUGACAAGUCAUCAGGGAAGGUGUUUACUCAAAUGAACAACCUAAUGAGCAAGGGGCUCCACGAGGAGGGCUUCACUGUGCCACAAAUCAUAGAGAUGGAAUUUGAUACACACGAGCAGCUGCUCCUUCAGGACCCACCCAUCACCUAUAUUCAGCAGUUUGCUGAUGCAGCGGCUAACCUGGCAGGGCUGGAUGGCCAUGUGGACAAAUGGAGCACACUGGCUGCUGCCACUGUCUCCAGUCCGCCUCGACCUGGAGCCCUGGUACAGUGCUUGAGACUGCCCAAACACCUGGAAGAGGAGAAUCUUUAUGUGGACUCUAUCACGCCCUGCUGGGAUGGUGUGCAUCUUUUGGUGGGGCUACAACCAUGUGGCGUUGAAUCUCUCAGCGCUAUAAACCAAGUAGAGGCUCUCAACAACCUUAACCGCCUGCAUUCUGCCCUCUGCAGUCAGCGCAAAGGUGACCCCCUCCACCCAAUACCUAAUGGGGUGGAAGCCCAUCAUCCUGGGGGCUCACCCCCCCAGACACCCCUCAUCCUGCCUCCAGGUGACCAACAGCAGCAGCAGCGAUCCCUGGGUAGUGGGAGUGGAGGAGGUUAUCUUGCAAUCUACAAACUUAACUACUCCACCCGCAUUGUUACCUUGGACGAGGAACCUGUCAAGGUGCAGCACAUCCGGGACCCUCGUGAUGCCAUCACCUCACUCAUAUUACUUCCUCCAGAUGUGCUGGAUGGCAGGGAGGAUGACAGUGAGGAAGCCCCUGAGGAUGCUCUCCCUCCUGGUCCAAAAAAUGGCUUAUCUGGCUUUGGGACGAGCUCUGCAGGAUGUGCUGGGUCUGGAACGGGGACUGUGUGUGGAGCAGCCACAACCGGCACCAGCACCACUGUCAUUACUCCUUCCACCACCACUUCAAGCCCCAAAGAGGCCAAACGGCUGGAGGUGUCCGGCUUGGGCCACUUAGUGGUGACUACCCAGGCUGGGUACAUUAUGAUCCUGGACCUGUCCACCUUGGAAGUCCUGGCCAAGGUGGAGCCACCCAAGAGGGAGGGUUCAGCAGAGGAGACAGAUCCCUUUGUCUCGGUCACCUAUUGCUCUGGGACGGACCGCCUGUGUGCCUGCACAAAAGGUGGAGAACUUCAUUUCCUUCAAAUUGGAGGUGUGUGUGAUGAUAUAGAUGAUGGCGACAUGUUCGUCGACGGGCCCCUUGCUAAAGGGACUGAACAGCUGCUGGAGGGGGCCAAACCCUGCUCCAACCCUUCCAGCCCUGGGAUCACAGGAGUGGACCUCCUGGUGGACCAAACAUUGACCACAGAGAGCCUGACGUCGCUGGUGGAGCUUACUCGCUUUGAGACUCUAACGCCACGCUUCUCGGCCACUGUUCCGCCUUGCUGGGUGGAGGUACAGCAAGAGCAGCAGCAGCGACGCCACCCUCAGCACCUUCACCAGCAGCAUCAUGGAGAUGCAGCCCAACACACCCGCACCUGGAAGCUCCAAAGUGAUAGCUCAAGUUGGGACGAACAUGUCUUUGAACUGGUGCUGCCCAAGGCCUGCAUGGUGGGCCACGUGGACUUCAAGUUUGUCAUGAAUGCCAACAUCACCAACAUUCCUCAGAUCCAGGUCACCCUGCUAAAGAACAAAGCCCCUGGGCUGGGCAAAGUCAGUGAGACGGCAGUGGACAGACAGAUCUCCUUCCCCUUGUCCCAUGUCCUCCAUGCCAACGGUGAAAGAAAUGGCCAGCCCCUUCUGCAAGACUUUACAGAGGAUAUCCAGUUCAUGGACAUAGAGGAGACAUCAGGCUCCAUGCUAUGUCCAUUCCUAGAGGACCAUAAGGAGGACAUCCUGUGUGGCCCGGUUUGGCUGGCUAGUGGCCUUGAUCUCUCUGGCCAUGCUGGUAUGCUCAGCCUCACUAGCCCCAAGCUGGUAAAAGGCAUGGCAGGAGGGAAAUACCGCUCCUUCCUGGUUCACAUCAAGGCGGUGAGUGACAAGGGAAUGGAGGAGAGUCCACGACCGGUGGUGCGAAUGCCUAGUGCCAAACCCCAGGGCACUAAGGCCCAUUCGCUCUCCACCCUGCUGCAACGGGCACAGGCCUCCAAGGAGAAAGCCUCAACAUCAAAAGCUGAGCCGCCAACUCCUUCAAAGAAACUUGAAAACUUGCGUGGCUGUGACCUGCUGCAGGAAGUUUCGGUCACAAUCAGAAGGUUCAAGAAGACGUCAAUACCCAAAGAAAGAGUCCAGCGCUGUGCCAUGCUGCAGUUCCCAGAUUUCCAUGAGAAGCUACUGAAUGCUCUGUGUCGUCGGGUGGAGGAUGGCCCCACCACUGAGCAUGCUCAGAGCCUCAUUCUGGACAUCUUGUGCUGGCUGGCUGGGGUUUUCUCCAGUGGACCCUGCAGCCUGAGAGAAGGAAAGGAGGGUUUGCUGGCAAAAACACGGAAGAGGCUGACAGACAUUGUGCGGGUUUGUUUCUUCGAGGCUGGCAGGAGUAUAGCCCACAAAUGUGCCCGCUUUCUUGCACUUUGUAUUAGUAAUGGGAAAGGGGACCCAAGUCAGCAGGGAUUUGGCAUGGGUCUUCUGAAGGCUCUGCUGGACAAUAUGCCUUAUUUACCUGCAGCAGCAACAGGUGGUUCGGUAUUCUGGUACUUUGUGUUGCUGAACUAUGUGAAAGAGGAGGACUUGGCGGGCUGCAGUACUGCCUGCGCCUCCCUGCUCACUGCUGUGUCCCGCCAGUUGCAGGACCGCCUCACUCCACUAGAGGCACUGCUCCAGACCAGGUAUGGUCUGUAUAGCUCUCCAUUUGACCCGGUGCUGUUUGACCUGGAGGUCAGCGGUUCCUCCUGUAAGAAUGCCUUCAACAGCAGCAUCGGAGUCCAGUCAGAUGAGAUUGACCUCUCUGAUAUUCUCUCAGGGAAUGGAAAGGUGAGCAGCUGUGCGGCGGCAGAGGGCAGCUUCACGGCACUGACUGGGCUCUUGGAGGUUGAGCCCUUGCACUUUACUUGUAUCUCCACUAGUGACGGCACACGUGUUGAGCGUGACGACGCCAGCAUGUUCACUGUAAGUACUUUUGGCGUGACCCCUGCGGUGGGCGGCCUGUCGACAGGCACGGUGGGUGAGGCGUCCACGGCAUUGAGCUCGGCGGCCCAGGUGGCGCUCCAGUCACUAUCCCAUGCCAUGGUGUCAGCAGAGCAGCAGCUCCAGGUCCUGCAGGAGAAACAGCAGCAGCUGCUCAAACUCCAGCAGCAGAAGGCCAAAUUGGAGGCCAAGUUGCAUCAGACCACCUCAGCGGCCGCUGCUGCUGCCUCUGGCGUGGGACCCAUCCACAACUCAGUGCCUUCCAACCCCUCCUCGGCCCCAGGCUUCUUCAUUCAUCCUUCUGACGUCAUUCCCCCGACGCCCAAGACCACACCUCUCUUCAUGACGCCUCCCCUCACACCUCCCAAUGAGGCUGUAUCAGCAGCCUUCAGUGCUGAGCUUGCCCACCUUUUCCCUGGCUCCAUGAUGGAACCCGGGCCUGUCAACCUGGUUGCACACAACAAGAACAGCCAGAAAGCCAAGCCGAGCCCUAUGGGAAGUGGUCUGGCACUGGCCAUUUCCCAAGCUUCUCACUUCCUGCAGCCUCCUCCACACCAGUCCAUCAUCAUAGAGCGGAUGCACUCUGGAGCUCGACGGUUUGUGACACUAGAUUUUGGACGUCCUGUGCUGCUGACAGAUGCCCUGAUCCCAACCUGCGGUGACCUGGCCUCUCUGUCCAUAGACAUCUGGACGCUGGGUGAAGAGGUAGAUGGUCGCAGGCUGGUGGUGGCGACCGACAUCAGCACCCACUCCCUCAUUCUGCAUGAUCUGCUGCCACCGCCUGUCUGCAGGUUCAUGAAGAUUACUGUGAUUGGGCGCUAUGGGAGCACCAAUGCACGGGCAAAGAUCCCAUUGGGCUUCUACUAUGGCCACACCUACAUCUUGCCAUGGGAGAGCGAGCUUAAGUUGAUGCAUGAUCCGCUCAGGGGUGAGAGCGAGGCAGCCAGCCAGCCCGACGUGGACCAGCAUUUGGCCAUGAUGGUAGCGCUACAGGAGGACAUACAAUGCAGGUACAAUCUAGCUUGCCACCGACUUGAAACCCUUCUCCAGAACAUCGACCUGCCGCCACUCAACAGCGCCAACAAUGCCCAGUACUUCCUGCGCAAGCCUGACAAGGCAGUGGAAGAGGACCAGCGUGUCUUCUCGGCCUAUCAGGACUGCAUUCAGCUGCAGCUACAGCUUAACCUGGCCCACCAUGCCGUCCAGAGGCUCCGCGUGUCACUGGGUGCUGGCCGUAAGGCGCUUCCUGACGCUGGAGCUCCAGAGGCCCGGGAGCUGAUCCACAACUCCUCCACAGAGCAGCUGAGGACCGUCAUCCGCUACCUGCUGGACACACUGCUGAGCCUGCUGCACUCUAACAAUGGCCACUCAGUGCCCUCAGUACUCCAGAGUACAUUCCAUGCCCAGGCUUGUGAGGAGCUCUUUAAGCACCUUUGCAUCAGUGGGACACCAAAGAUCCGCCUGCAUGCCGGCUUGCUGUUGGUGCAGCUUUGUGGAGGCGAGCGCUGGUGGGGUCAGUUCCUCUCUAAUGUCCUGCAGGAGCUCUACAACUCUGAACAGCUGCUCAUCUUCCCCCAGGACAGGGUUUUCAUGCUCCUGUCCUGCAUUGGACAAAGAUCCCUGAGCAACAGUGGUGUUUUAGAGGGCCUUCUAAACCUCCUGGACAGCCUGUUGUCCCCACUACAACAACCACUUGUUGCCACCCAGCGCCGCACUGAAGGUGUACUGGACAUCCCCAUGAUCAGCUGGGUGGUGAUGCUGGUUUCCAGACUAUUGGACUAUGUGGCCAGCAUAGAAGACGAGGCCUCAGGUGGAAAGAAACACCUUGGCGGGAAGGAUCGGGAGAGGACCUUCACAGGCAAUCAGUGGAGCUUUAUUAAUAAUAGCCUUCAGUCUCAGAACUCCAGCAGAUCAACCAAAGGCAACAGCAGUUUGGACCGACUUUACUCCCGCAAGAUUCGCAAGCAGCUUGUCCACCACAAGCAGCAGUUAAAUCUAUUAAAAGCAAAACAGAAGGCUUUGGUGGAGCAGAUCGAGAAGGAGAAGAUCCAGAGCAACAAAGGCUCCUCUUACAAACUGCUGGUGGAGCAGGCCAAGCUCAAGCAGGCCACAUCCAAGCACUUUAAGGAUCUGAUUCGUCUGCGGCGCACAGCUGAAUGGCCACGCUCCACACUGGACACUGAGGCCACAACAACCAAGGAGGCCCCAGAGGUGGAGCCUCUGCCCUUCACACUGGCCCACGAGCGCUGCAUCUCUGUGGUUCAGAAGCUGGCCCUCUUUCUGCUCUCCAUGGACUUCACAUGCCACGCUGAUCUCCUUCUCUUUGUGUGCAAGGUCCUUGCCAGGAUAGCCAAUGCUACGCGUCCCACAAUCCACCUGUGUGAGAUCGUGUCUGAGCAACAGCUGGAGCGCCUGCUGCUCCUUCUAGUGGGGACAGAUUUCAACAGGGGGGAUAUCUCAUGGGGUGGUGCCUGGGCACAGUACUCCCUCACUUGCAUGCUGCAGGACAUCCUGGCAGGUGAGCUGCUUUCACCUGUCUCUCUGGAUGUCAUGGAUGAGGUGGCGGCAGGUGAGGAGGCUGGGGCGUCCUCCUCGUCAGCAGGGGCUGACUCCGAUGACUCCAUGCCCCAGCCAGCACCCAUCCCCCUGGUGGAGAGCAUUGACGAGGCCCUGGCGCCUGAUAUCAUCGCAGGUACUCCUGGUACCUCCUCUGUUUUCCAAAGUGCUCCACCUCUGUCAUCUUUGGAAAAAGAUAAAGACAUAGACUUUGACUUGCUACAAGACCUGAUGGAUGUUGAUAUUGAUCCUCUAGAUAUUGAUUUGGAAAAAGAUCCACUCGCCGCCAAAGUUUUUAAGCCUAUAAGCAGCACCUGGUAUGAUUACUGGGGUGCUGACUAUGGCACAUACGGAUACAACCCUUACAUAGGCGGGGUUGGUAUCCCAGUGUCAAAACCUCCAGCUGCUGCCGAAAAGCCUGGCUCGCAGGGUCUGUCAGUGUCCGUGUCACAAGCACUGGACGCUCGCCUCGAAGUGGGCCUGGAGCAACAGGCUGAGCUGAUGCUCAAAAUGAUGGCCACCCUCCAGGCUGACUCCAUUCUACAGGCCCUCACCUCCACUUCACCUACAGUCUCGUCUCCACCUGCCUUCCCAGUGACCCAGGCCUCUAAUGGGACUGAUGACUCCUUGUUGAGGGGGCUACAUGGAGGCGGCUCCCCUCCAGGCAGUACCCUGAUGGUCCAGGCCUCCUCCAUUCCCAUGCUGAGCGCCUGCUUCAACAAGCUUUUCUCCAUGCUCCAGGUCCACCAUGUCCAGCUUGGUAUUUGGGAAACAGUGGAGCUGGAGUCCCUGCUCCAGCUGUGGUUGACCCUCAGUCUCAACUCAUGUUCCGGCGGCAGUGAAGAGAGUGGAUCAGACAUCUUCCUGUUCAACGCCAGCCGAGUCCCCACCAUCCCGCUCAACCAAGCCUCCAUCAGCAGUUUCCUAACAGUGUUGGCAUGGUACCCAAACACCUCCCUGAGAACCUGGUGUCUGGUUUUGCACUCUCUCACCCUGAUGACUAACAUGCCAGCCUGUGCUUCUGGCAGUGGGAUGAACAGUCAAGAAAGCACUGCACAGCAGAUGGUGUCUGAUCCCACGCUUGUGCACGUCCUGGUGCGCUUCCUGUCUGGCAGCAGCACCCAUGGGACCAGCCAGCACAGCUCUCAGGUGGGACCCACUGCCACCCAGGCCAUGCAGGAGUUUCUGACCCGCCUGCAGGUCCACCUGUCGUCCACCUGCCCACAGAUGUUCAGCGAGUUCUUGCUGAAACUCAUGCACAUCCUGUCAACUGAGAGGGGUCCAUUCCAGUCAGGCCAGGGUCCGCUGGACGCUCAGGUGAAGCUGCUGGAAUUCACCCUGGAGCAGAACUUUGAAGUGGUGUCGGUUAGCACCAUCUCCUCUGUCAUCGAGUCCAUCACCUUCCUGGUUCACCAUUACAUCACCUGCUCUGAUAAGGUGGUGUCACGCAGUGGCUCAGACAGCUCUGUGGGCGCCCGGGCAUGUUUCGGUGGCCUCUUUGCCAACAUCAUCCGGCCAGGAGAUGCCAAGGCUGUCUGUGGAGAGACCACACGUGACCAGCUAAUGUUUGACCUUCUUAAGCUGGUCAAUGUCCUGGUGCAGCUCCCUUUGUCCGGGGACAGGGAGUUCAGUGGACGUCUGCCGCCGGCUGGCAGCGGGACAGCUGAUAGCAGUGUCUCAGACGAGGAGAAAGUAUGUGGCAGCAAAGAGGGUAUGAUGGGAGGAUCCAUGUCCAGUCAGGGCCCAGCAGCAGGUGUGGCCGAUCUGGUCCUUGCCAACCAGCAGAUAAUGAGCCAGAUCUUGUCGGCACUAGGCCAGUGCAACAGCAGUGCCAUGGCCAUGAUUAUCGGAGCCAGUGGUCUCCAUCUGACGAAGCACGAGAACUUCCACGGUGGUCUAGAUGCCAUCUCAGUGGGCGACGGCCUUUUUACCAUCCUCACCACCCUCAGCAAGAGGGCCACCUCGGUCCAGGUCAUGUUACAGCCCAUCCUCACAUAUAUGGCCUGUGGAUACAUGGGUAGACAGGGCUCUCUUUCUACAUGUCAGCUGUCUGAACCUCUACUGUGGUUCAUUCUCAGAGUUCUCGACACCAGCGAGGCUCUUAAGGCAUUCCACGACAUGGGUGGUGUACAGUUAAUCUGUAACAACAUGGUGACCAGCACUCGGGCCAUUGUGAACACAGCACGCAGCAUGGUUUCCACCAUAAUGAAGUUCUUGGAUUCAGGUCCUGGAAAGGCAGCGGAUGGCAGCCUCAAAGCCCGUGUUAUGACCUCAGAGCCCGACAAUGCAGAGGGACUCCACAACUUUGCCCCUUUAGGAACCAUCACUUCAAGUAGUCCAACGGCCCAGCCAGCAGAGGUCCUGCUCCAGGCCACCCCACCUCACCGCCGAGCCCGCUCGGCAGCCUGGUCUUACAUCUUCCUGCCAGAGGAGGCUUGGUGCGACCUCACCAUCCACCUUCCUGCUGCUGUAUUGCUGAAAGAGCUCCAUAUCCAGCCACACCUCGCCUCUCUGGCCACCUGUCCGUCCUCGGUCUCAGUGGAAAUCAGCGCUGAUGGUGUCAAUAUGCUGCCGCUCUCCACGCCGGUCAUCACCAGUGGUCUCACAUACAUAAAGAUCCAGCUGGUGAAGGCGGAAGUGGCGUCGGCCGUGUGUCUGAGGCUGCACCGGCCUCGUGAUGCCAGCACCCUUGGCCUGUCUCAGAUCAAACUCCUGGGGCUGACAGCAUUUGGCAACACCUCCUCUGCCACCGUCAACAACCCUUUCCUUCCCUCUGAGGACCAGGUCUCCAAAACUAGUAUUGGCUGGCUGCGCCUGCUUCACCACUGCCUCACCCAUGUCAGCGAUCUGGAGGCCAUGAUGGCCAGUGCUGCAGCACCCACCGCCAACCUGCUUCAGACCUGCGCCGCGCUGCUCAUGUCACCCUACUGUGGCAUGCACUCACCCAACAUUGAGGCUGUUCUGGUGAAGAUUGGCCUGCAGUCCACCCGCAUUGGACUGAAACUCAUCGACAUUCUGCUGAGGAACUGUGCUGCGUCUGGCACCGACCCUGCCAAUUUAAACAGUCCUCUGCUGUUUGGGCGACUAAAUGGCCUCUCGUCAGACUCCACCAUAGAUAUUCUCUACCAACUGGGCACCACACAGGAUCCUGGAACAAAAGACAGGAUCCAGGCUCUUCUCCAGUGGGUCCAUGAUUCAUCUCGGGUGGCAGCCCACAAGCGGAGCAACCCCGUUGGAUACAUUGGCGCCAGUGCAGCCUCCUCCUCUUCCUCUUCGAGGGAGUACGGGCUCCUCAUGCCCUCACCCUCCCACCUCCACUGUGUGGCGGCUAUCUUGUGGCACAGCUAUGAGCUGCCCGUUGACUAUGACCUCCCUGUGUUGCUCAACAGAGAACUCUUUGAACUUCUGUACAACUGGUCAAUGUCGCUGCCCUGCAAUAUGGUGCUGAAAAAGGCUGUGGACAGUCUGCUGUGCUCCAUGUGCCACAUCCACCCCAGUUACUUUUCCCUGCUCAUGUCAUGGAUGGGCAUUGUCUCAGUGCCCACUGUCAGCCACUCACAGGCCCAGCACCACCGCCUGGCAAUGACUGAUGAUGGCAAGAAGCAGCACGAUGCCAACACAACUACAGCAGGGCUUACGGAUGACUCAAAGCACGCAAGACCUCCCAUUAAUUUGUCCGAGUCACAGCUAACCACCCUAGCAGCUGCUUCACAGUCUCCAGGAGCAAUAGAACAGCUGCUGGACUCUGGCUUGCCCUCACUUUUGGUGCGCAGCUUGGCCCAACUCUGUUGUGGCCUCCUGGCCAGUGCUGACCUCCCUCUGCCUGCUGCUCAGGCUGAGCGACGACAGCACCAUCACCAUUACCACUCAUCCUCCUCAUCCUCACACAGUCGGCCAUCUUUGUCGGCAGAGCUGGCGGCUCCAGUGCUGCGUUUCCUAACCGAGGUAGGGAACAGUCACGCUAUGAAAGACUGGCUGGGUGGACCAGAGGUCAACCCACUGUGGACAGCACUGCUUUUCCUGCUGUGUCACUCCAGUGCCAGCGCUGGUGGCAAUGCUGGUGCCCACACAGGUUCCCAUCCAGCAGGGCCCGGUGCCACGGCGUGCCCUCCUCAAUCUCAGCCUCAGCCCUCAGGGUCAAGAUACUCGUUGGCAUCAUCUGGACGGGCAGGAGGGCUCACCACGCAGCAGAGGACUGCUCUGGAAAAUGCUACUGUAGCCUUCUUCCUCCAGUGUAUUUCCUGCCACCCUAACAACCAGCGGCUUAUGGCACAGGUUCUCUGUGAGCUCUUUCAGUCAGCACCCCAGCGAGGCAAUGUUCCCAUCUCUGGGAACAUCUCGGGCUUCAUUCGAAGGCUUUUCCUGCAGCUCAUGCUUGAGGAUGAGAAAGUCACCGUCUUCCUACAGUCUCCAUGUCCGCUGUACAAAGGACGCAUCAAUGCCACCAGCCACGUGAUCCAGCAUCCCAUGUAUGGAGCCGGCCAUAAGUACCGAACCCUCCACCUGCCCAUCUCCACCACGUUAGCCGAGGUCCUGGACCGAGUAUCUGACACACCUAGCAUUACGGCCAAGCUGAUCAACGAGCAGAAAGAGGAUAAGGAGAAGAAAAAUCAUGAAGAGAAGGAGAAGAUGAAAGCUGACAGUGGUUUCCAGGACAACUAUAGUGUUGUCGUGGCCUCAGGCUUAAAGUCCCAGUCUAAGCGUGCCCUGUCUACCCCACCUCGACCUCCAUCCCGUAGGGGGCGGGUGAUGAGCGACAAGUUGACUGCUUCUUCUAGUGUGGACCCCUCUGCCAAAACCAUCAGUGUGCCCGUCUUCCACCUGUACCACAAGCUGCUUCCAGGUCAGCCCCUCCCGGCUGAGAUGACCCUGGCCCAGCUACUGACCCUCUUAUAUGACCGCAAAUUGCCUCAGGGCUACCGUUCCAUUGACCUGACUGUCAAACUGGGCUCCAAGGUCAUCUCUGACCCUGGACUCUCGAAGACAGACUCUUUCAAGAGGCUACGCACUGAGAAAGAGAUGUCUAAAGGUGCCGUUGCGGAGCCAUGGUGGGGCUGCUGCGCUUCCUAUGCAGUGUCCGAAAUCAACUUUUUGGCUCACCUGCCAAGGGCUGGUAAACAAAUGGAUCAUUGCGACAUGCUGAGCAGUUGCCCCGAGGAUGAACCAAUGACGCCCAGUGAGGAAUGUUUAGAUGCUGCCAUCGAUGAGUCACUGCUUGAGACCAGCCCCAUCCAGUCACCACUGCAGGUCUUUGCUGGCAUGGGCGGCCUAGCCCUCAUCGCAGAGAGGCUGCCCAUGCUCUACCCUGAUGUAAUCCAACAGGUCAGCGCCCCAGUGGUACCCUCUGCCACACAGGAGAAGCCCAAAGACAGCGACCAGUUUGAGUGGGUCACCAUCGAGCAGUCUGGUGAGCUAGUGUACGAAGCCCCAGAGACCAUUGCCGCUGAGCCGCCACCCAUCAACAAGCAGCAGCAGUCUCAGUCCUCGUCAUCAUCCUCUGUGCAGACCAUGUCACCCAUCCCCGCCCACUCGCUGGCAGCCUUUGGCCUUUUCCUGCGCUUGCCAGGCUAUGCAGAGGUGCUAUUGAAGGAGAGGAAGCACGCUCAGUGUCUGCUGCGCCUGGUGCUGGGCGUCACCGACGAUGGAGAGGGCAGUCACAUCCUGCAGUCUCCAUCGGCCAAUGUGUUGCCUACACUGCCUUUCCAUGUCCUGAGGGCGUUGUUCAGCAGCACUCCUCUCACCACCGACGAUGGGGUGCUGCUGCGCCGCAUGGCUCUAGAGAUCGGCGCCAUCCAUCUCAUCCUGGCCUGCCUGUCAGCUCUUAGCCACCACGCACCUCGGGUUCCCAAUGCCAGCACCAGUGCCUCUGAGCCACAGGUAUCCAGUGGUCAUGGUGGAGGGACCAGUGAAGAGCAACAGUUGUACUGGGCCAAGGGAACUGGCUUUGGUACUGGAUCAACAGCUUCUGGCUGGGACGUGGAGCAGGCUCUUACCAAACAACGGCUAGAAGAGGAGCACGUCACCUGCCUACUUCAGGUCCUGGCAAGCUACAUCAACCCAGCAGGCUGUACUGGCAGCCACAGCAGUGAAGCCCCUACAGCAGACAGCAGGACCCAAAACAGUUCAGCCCUGCCAGCGGUGCUACAGGAGCUGCUCAGCCAGUCCUGCCUUAUCCCUGCUAUGUCCUCAUACCUGCGCAACGACUCUGUUCUGGACAUGGCGCGCCACGUGCCCCUAUAUCGGGCACUGCUGGAGCUGUUAAGGGCCAUUUCCACCUGUACUGCCUUGGUUCCUUUGCUGCUACCCCUGUCUGGAGACCCAGGGCAGGACGAGGAAGAGGAGGAAGAAGAACGUUCUGAGGGACAGACCUCUGUGGGAAUGCUACUGGCCAAGAUGAAGACAUGCGUGGACACAUACACCAAUCGCCUCAGGUCAAAGAAAGAUAAGAGUAAAGGCGUUGUAAAGACUGAUAGUUCGGACCCGGAGCCCGAGGGCUUGACUCUACUGGUGCCCGAUAUACAGAGGACAGCUGAAAUAGUCUAUGCUGCUACCACCAGCCUACGGCAGGCCAACCAGGAGAGGAAGCUUGCAGAGACUUCAAAGAAGGUGUCAAGCCGGCCCAAACCCCUAUCCAUCCUACGUUCCCUGGAGGAGAAAUACGUAGCUGCCAUGAAGAAGCUCCAGUUUGACACCUUUGAGAUGGUCUCAGAGGAGGAGGAUGGAAAGCUGGUGUUCAAAGUCAACUACCACUACAUGUCUCAGGUGAAGAAUGCCAGCGAUGCAAACAGCGCUGCCCGAGCCCGCCGCCUUGCCCAGGAGGCUGUCACCCUGUCCACCUCGCUGCCUCUGUCCUCCUCAUCCAGCGUUUUUGUACGUUGUGAUGAGGAGAGGCUGGACAUCAUGAAGGUUCUCAUCACAGGCCCAGCUGACACGCCGUACGCCAAUGGCUGCUUUGAGUUUGAUGUGUACUUUCCCCAGGACUACCCCAACUCACCUCCACUGGUCAACUUGGAGACGACUGGUGGACACAGUGUGCGCUUCAACCCUAACCUCUACAAUGAUGGAAAAGUAUGUUUAAGUAUCCUCAACACUUGGCAUGGGAGGCCAGAGGAGAAAUGGAACCCACAGACCUCAAGCUUUUUACAGGUGCUAGUGUCGGUGCAGUCCCUCAUUCUGGUGGCUGAGCCCUACUUCAAUGAACCAGGGUACGAGCGCUCCCGUGGGACUCCCAGUGGCACCCAGAGCUCCCGCGAGUACGAUGGCAACAUCCGACAGGCCACUGUCAAGUGGGCCAUGCUGGAACAGAUGCGCAACCCCUCACCAUGCUUCAAAGAGGUGAUCCACAAACAUUUCUACCUGAAGCGAGCAGAGAUCAUGUCGCAGUGUGAGGAGUGGAUCGCCGACAUCCAGCAGUACAGCAGCGACAAGAGGGUCGGCCGCACCAUGUCCCAUCAUGCCGCUGCACUAAAGAGACACACGGCCCAGCUCAGAGAGGAGCUUCUGAAGCUGCCGUGCCCCGAGGGCCUCGAGCCGGACGGAGACGAGUUCCCCGAGAAAAGUGCCACCCUCAUAGUCAAGGAGCUGCCCAAUCAGGACGCAGAGAAGCCGAGCAGCAGCCAGGACAGCCACUCCGGCGAGGGCCAGUUAUGAACGCCUGCCCCUCCCUCCUCCGCCUGGCCUUCCUCCCACAGCACCUCCCGCCCCUCCUCCUCCUCACCACGAUUACCAACGUUAUUUGAGACUCAGACUCAAUGGCUUCCAAGCACAAGCCACCGUUUUGUCAAUAUUUGUAUGUAAGAAUCUAAUUGCAUAAUAGCUGAAAUUGAAAAUGGGUGUCGAGGGGGAGGGGAGAGUAAGACAUGAGUGAAAAAGUCACUUACAAACCCAAUGAAAACGAUACGAACUCCAAACUAUGCUACGCCCUAACUGAAAACACAGUCGACAGAAACUUUUAUUUACCUGUACAAGAGUGUAAACAUUUUGUGCUUUUUUUCCAAUUGUGAAAUAACCACUGAUUGGUAUGUUAUUAAACUUGUUUAUGUAUACAUAAUGACAGAGGAAAUCACAGAUUAUAUAAGGGAAACUACCUUUAGAGAAGAAUGUUUACUGAAUGUUAAUUUCCUUUUUUCUUUUUUUUUUUUUCAUUGUUUGUUUUUGACUGUUAGAGCAAGAACAGUUGUAACCAAGGAUAUAUUGGUCAUUCUUUAACAAUGCUAUUUAAAAAAAAAAAAAAGAGAGAGAGAGAGAGAGCGAGAGAGAGAGAGAGAGAAAGAAAAAAGAAAAAACAAAUACUUCAUUGAAUUUGAGGAAAAAACUCUGGUCGCCCAUUGACAUUGCUUCAUUUGAUUUCUAUAGGAUCCUGUACACUUCAAUAAAGGCUGAGAUGGACAUUCUUAAAUGCUAUGAUGUUAUCCCUUUUACAGGCAGAUGAAAAAAAAAACAUGCUAUGAAUGAACUUUUUUUUUUUUUUUUUUGCCUCUCACAAAAUUCUCAAUGCAAGUUUAAUAAAUGCAACCUGUUCUACUUUGCCCAGUUA
This is a messenger RNA of Myripristis murdjan (pinecone soldierfish), 16315 nucleotides long. It is a transcript of the gene birc6, whose product is annotated as baculoviral IAP repeat containing 6. The transcript is spliced from 75 exons. Bases 244 to 15429 code for a protein of 5061 amino acids. Gene Ontology annotation, molecular function: cysteine-type endopeptidase inhibitor activity; ubiquitin-protein transferase activity. Gene Ontology annotation, cellular component: nucleus. The record is from RefSeq and is a predicted model, not a curated record. Lineage: Eukaryota; Metazoa; Chordata; Actinopteri; Holocentriformes; Holocentridae. Gene Ontology annotation, biological process: negative regulation of apoptotic process; apoptotic process; regulation of cytokinesis.